Drosophila serrata is the source of this 4039-nucleotide messenger RNA. Its product is annotated as ubiquitin-protein ligase E3C. Gene Ontology annotation, molecular function: ubiquitin protein ligase activity. The record is from RefSeq and is a predicted model, not a curated record. NCBI's taxonomy places the organism in Eukaryota, Metazoa, Arthropoda, Insecta, Diptera, Drosophilidae. Gene Ontology annotation, biological process: ubiquitin-dependent protein catabolic process; protein polyubiquitination.
GUCAUUCCAUUCACUAGUGGUGGCCCCGAUGUCGAUAAAUUGCUAUCGGAAUAUACAAGAAAAAUACACAAAUCACUCGCAAAUUAGGAUUUUACGCACUUUUAAUUUGUAUACAGGCCCAAGGCGAAGCGCGUACAAGUUAAGAAUUUCGACCAGGGAGGAUCUUCGCCACAGCCACCGCGGAAUCGCAGCGUCCCGCCACGUCCCCAGUUGUCCUGUGAAGCAUGUGGAGGAGCGACGCCUGAGAGCAGUUGCCAACAGAAGGCUGGUGGAACGAGCAGCGGAUCGGAUCAGCUGUAGCCCCCGCACCACUCCACUUCACUCCACACCUUACGCCACUCCACUUAAGGCACCAUCCAGCUGCGAGCGAACACAAUAAUACAGCAAUAGUGCAGCGUCAUGUUCGGGUUCGACGGGGAGUACCGCCGCCGUCCGGUGCAAAGUCUGGGUGGAGCCUCGCACACCUGCGACCGGGACACUGUCAUUCGGAAGGCGGCCCAGGAGCGCCAGAAGCGUAACGAGCUGCGCCAGAAGGAGAACGGAGCGGUGGUGCUGCAGUCGUAUGCCCGCUCCUUCAUCCAUCGUCAGCGGGCCAAGCGGGCCGAGCGGGAGGCAUUCGAUGCGUUUCUGCUGGCCCGCAAGGACAGCAUAACGGAGGACGAGAGCCUGACGUAUCUGCUACGGCGCCUCAAUUUUUUCUACAGCACCCGCGAGGCUAAGGAUGGCGAACGACUGAUCGAGGUAUGCCAGCAGAUUUUGCGACAGCCGGGUCGCCUAUUGCAGCACUCUGUGAUAGAUUCGAUGUGGCUGCUUAGGGUCUGCAAGCUGCUGGACACUUGCCUUCUCCAGCUAUCGCUGUCACAUACGGCUCAGGCCAUUCCUUUGCGAAUGCUGGAAACUUUCACCACCGUAUCGGCUGUGCAGCGCCAUGUGUUAGAUGAGGCACUGCUUUUUAAGUACUUGGAGCGCGUGUUUGGCUUCCUCAUUGCCCGCAACUACUUUUUGCGCCUUCGACAGUUGCUGGAUGAGAAGUGCCCGCCGCUGGACGGAGAGACGCUGCAUGCGCCUAGUCCACAGGCCGAUGCUCUGCUGCAGCUGCUGCUCCGACCCUUGGCGGUGGCCAGACGGGCAUCAGCUGAAGGGCAAGUUUCGUCCAUGUCAACGGCCGUCUUUCAGAACUUCAUCGUGGAUAUUUUAGCAAAGCCCCACACGGAUCCCGUGCGGUAUUUUGUGCUGCCCUGCCUUGCGGAGAGUACAGAGUUCCCCUUUUAUUUGCUGAUGCGUUCAUUGGAGGCGACAUUGAAUCUAGUCCCGAUGGACUCUGGGGAUAACAUGACCAGACGGCGCAGCUUUCUGUAUCAGGGGACAGAAGACGGCCAGAAGGCAAAAGCCCAGGUCGUUGAGGCGCUGUUCUCAUCGUUUCUACUAAACUCCCUCCUGGUGCUGGAUCGCAGGCAAUUGGCCACUUUGCAGCAGAGCUCGCUACUGGUAUCUUACAUUCGUCUAAUCGCGGAAAUGAUGCCAAAUAUCCUGCAGUUACCCAAGUCCACGUUGCGGGGUCACGCCAAUGCCCCACAUCGCCACAGGGACAGCGAUGACGAAUCUGAGGACUCGGACGAGGAAGAGGAUCAGCCGAUGGUUCACAGCUUGGACUACGAUAUGGAGCAACCGGGCAGGAUGGUCGUGGAACUAAGUGCUAAGGAACGCGACUGCUUGCUGGAAUCCAUUGCCAUACUAAACGAGUCGGAGCGGGUUGACUUCAUUGUUCAGCAGCUGGAUCCGCUCAUCGAGAAUAGUCAGCUAAUUUAUGCGCUCUGCGAGAUUUGUCACAACCUAAUGAUUUACAAUAAGCAUGCAGUCUUUGAGUACAAGUUAGUCUACACUUUAGCCUUUACACCCAAGUUCAUCCGUUCUGUGUGGUUCAAGCUAGCGGCGGAAUCAACCCAAUUGGGCUUCUCUGCUCCCCUUACCCUCAUUUCCAAGGGCGUUGUGCCCAAGCAACAAGGCGUGGAUCGUACUAUUCCUCUGCUGGCCACCUUCUGCAUGCUCUUCGGCCGCCUUUUGCCCACCUUGCACGAUGUGGAGUUUGUGGAAAACAAGCUUCUGGUGCAGACCCAGGCUACCGUUGAACAUGUUCAACUCAUGCCCUUUUCCAUUGCGGAAAUCGUGCAAAUGUCCAAGACGUUAAAGGACAUUAGCAUGGGCCUUGUAGAGCUGGCCUUUCCCGAGACGCGCAGCAAUUUGGCCAACUAUCGCAGUGUCCUCGGACACACGGAUGCCGAUGACAAGAAGCUGCGCCAUCAGAAGCAGAUCUGGGCCAACCUUCUGAACGUUGUUGUCUUUGUGCUAAAUCAGAUUUACACUCGCGAUUUGCGACUGGGCUUUUGCCCGGAGGCCCAUUGGACGGUUAGUCGGCUCGACUUGCCCCUGGAUAGACCCACAGAUCUGCCACUGACCCAUAGCAGUCGCCUGCGCGGUAUUCGACCCUUCCAGCCCAUAAGAGACUUUACACGUGAGGACUUUGAAAAUGGACCGCCCAUGUCCACGAAGCAGAUACGCUCCAUCACCAUUCUCCGGGAGAUCCCCUUUGUGGUGGCUUUUAGCAAGCGGGUGAGCAUUCUUCAGGGUCUGGUGGCGGCCAACAAGAUGCGGGUGCAGGGCAAUCUUCAAGCCUUCCUGCAGGGACCCUCCAUAAUGAUCACGGUGAGGCGGUCGCAUUUGUACGAGGAUGCCUACGAUAAGCUGCGUCCUGAAAAUGAACCCGAUCUGCGUUUCAAGUUUCGCAUACAGUUUAUAUCCCGGCUCGGUCUUGAUGAGGCGGGCAUCGAUGGCGGUGGAGUUUUUCGCGAAUUUCUGUCGGAGCUGAUCAAGACUUCUUUUGAUCCGAAUCGUGGUUACUUUAUGGUAACCACGGACAAUAAACUGUACCCGAAUCCAAAUGUGCAGGACAUUUGCGAGGAGUAUGAAAAGCACUACUACUUCAUUGGCCGCAUUCUAGGCAAGGCCAUCUAUGAAAACUUGUUGGUGGAGCUGCCUCUAGCUGAGUUCUUUCUCACCAAGCUGGCCGGCAAAUAUUCCGAUGUGGACAUCCAUCAGUUGGCCUCCCUCGAUCCCGAGCUGUAUAGGAACCUGCUGUACUUGAAGGACUAUACGGGCGAUGUAAGUGAAUUGAAUUUGGACUUUACCGUGGCCAGCAGUUCGUUGGGACAGACACAGAUUGUCGAACUGAAGCCGCAGGGCCAGACCAUCCCAGUGACUAAUUCGAAUCGUAUCGAGUAUUUGCAACUGAUUGCGGACUACAAGCUUAACGUACAGAUACGCCGACACUGCAAUGCCUUCCGCAAAGGCCUGUCAAACGUUCUGCCCAUCGAAUGGCUUUACAUGUUUAGCAACAAGGAGCUGCAAAUACUCAUUUCGGGUGCUGAGAUACCCAUCGAUCUUGAGGAUCUGAAGAAGCACUGUAAAUACGGUGGCGAAUUCACACCAGAACACCCCUCAAUUGUGGCGUUCUGGGCGGCACUGGAAGGAUUCGAUGAUAUGCAGCGCCGGAAUCUGUUGAGGUUCGUCACCAGCUGUUCCAGGCCGCCGUUGCUGGGCUUUAAGGAUCUGGACCCACCGUUCUUAAUCCAAAAUGCUGGCGACAUGGAACGCCUGCCCACAGCUAGCACCUGCACCAAUCUGCUGAAGUUGCCACCUUUUAACAGUGUGGAACAAAUGCGUGAGAAGCUACUCUAUGCCAUACAAUCCAACGCUGGCUUUGAACUCAGCUAAUCUGUCGAAGCCCCUCCUCUCCCCUGAAAUCCAGAAACAUAUCCAAAACCACAGCCAGCCAAUUCAGGAAAACGAAUCACAAUACCUUAAAAUCGGCAGAGAAUGCGGUGAAACUAUUCCAGCUAAUUUACAAAACAUUGUACAUUAUGAUUAACGUAAUUGCUUAGUGUAAAGUAUGAAGCUUAUGAGGUCUCUGUUUAUCUAAAGUUCUCUUUGUAUUUGUUUGAGUUUGUUUUUUCUUUUACCAAAAUAUAUAUAUAUAGAGAUA